GUGAUGACGCGUUGAAGGUUGUGCCAUGACAAGCAGUACACAUAUUCUUAUUCCACCAUCGUCUAAUAACAAUAUGAUUAAUAUAUUUCGUCCGUAUACAAAACACAUUUUUCUAUUUUUUAUUAUUUAUAUUGUCAUCUUUUCGUUCACGAUAAUUUAUAUCAAUCAAAGAAAUUGGGAAGAUAAUGAAAAAUCUAUCAUAUCUCUUUCAAAAAAGGUAGCGGAGCAAAAUAUAUUAAUUGAACACAUUCAUCAAACUGCUGAAAAAUUGAUAAAAAGAAAUGAUUCCUGGAAUAAAAGUAGUCCAACUAUUUAUGCCAUAACGCCAACAUUUGCAAGACCAGUACAAAAAGCAGAAUUAACAAGGUUAGCUCAAACUUUCCUUCAUAUUCCAAAUUUUCAUUGGAUUGUGGUGGAAGAUGCUACCGAACCCACUUCAUUAGUCACAAAUUUCUUAUGGGAAAGUGGUUUAUCAUAUCAACAUCUCCAUGUGGCAACUGCUCCUCAAAUGAAAUUGACCGCUAAAGAUCCACAUUGGAAAAAGCCUAGAGGAGCAGCCCAAAGAAAUGCCGGUCUUGCCUGGCUCCGAAAUAAUCUCAACAGCAGCACCAACGGUAUCGUUUAUUUCGCUGAUGAUGAUAAUACUUACUCUAUUAAACUAUUUCAAGAGAUGGAGAAGAUAAAGGUGAUUGGGGUAUGGCCUGUUGGUCUUGUUGGUGGAUUAAUGGUUGAAAGACCAAUUUGUGAUAAUAAGACUAAUAAAAUUAUAGGUUUCAAUUCUGCUUGGAAACCAGACAGGCCGUUUCCUUUCGAUAUGGCAGCCUUUGCUCUUAAUCUCAAGGUUGUUUUAGAAAAGAAGGACGUUUGGUUUACCUACACCGUCAGAAAUGGCUAUCAAGAAACUGAUUUUCUCCAACAGAUGGUUACGCUGGAUCAGUUGGAGCCUUUAGCAGACUGUUGUACGAAGGUUUAUGUUUGGCAUACAAGGACCGAAGCACCACAGUUGAAAGAUGAACAGCGAUUAAAUAAACUAGGGAAGAAGUCGAAUGACAAUAUCGAAGUUUGAAUCUUUUGUCGGAAGGAUUAUUGAAAGAUUUUUGCGUAGAUCACAUGAACUCAUCUUUAUCGAAUAUUAGAUUCGAAAUAUCAUCAAUUAUGUAUAUAGGAAAUAAUGAUUUGAAUUUAUACGAAUAUUUCAAAUUCGAUUUAAGAGUAAGCACUCUUAGAAUCCCCCCAUCCAUAGUUAGUAUGAACAAUGUUUACCUGUCAAACCAUGACAUUUUAUUUUUAUCCAUUGGGUAACAAUUGUUAUUUUUUAUAUGUACAAAUAUUUGUAAAGAAAUUUAUACAAUUCGUAUUUGAUUUCUCACUAACAUAUCUAAUUUCAAACCAUAUUGAUAUUUUAAUUGUUAGGUUUAAA
Molecule: messenger RNA, 1420 nt
Organism: Chelonus insularis
Lineage: Eukaryota; Metazoa; Arthropoda; Insecta; Hymenoptera; Braconidae
Gene: GlcAT-I
Product: Glucuronyltransferase I
Exons: 4
Coding region: 26-1066 (346 amino acids)
Biological process (GO): chondroitin sulfate proteoglycan biosynthetic process; carbohydrate metabolic process
Cellular component (GO): Golgi membrane
Molecular function (GO): galactosylgalactosylxylosylprotein 3-beta-glucuronosyltransferase activity
Source: RefSeq, a predicted model, not a curated record